Molecule: messenger RNA, 1070 nt
Organism: Pogonomyrmex barbatus (red harvester ant)
Lineage: Eukaryota; Metazoa; Arthropoda; Insecta; Hymenoptera; Formicidae
Gene: Ugalt
Product: UDP-galactose transporter
Biological process (GO): pyrimidine nucleotide-sugar transmembrane transport
Cellular component (GO): Golgi membrane
Molecular function (GO): pyrimidine nucleotide-sugar transmembrane transporter activity
Source: RefSeq, a predicted model, not a curated record
CAAAAAAAAAGUUAAAAGGCAUUUAUUAUCAAUAUGAACAAAACGUUGCAAAGAACUGGCCAAACAUUAAAAUAUAUAAGUUUACUUACUCUUACUCUUCAAAAUGCUAUGGUUAGCCUUAGUAUGCGGUAUUCACGUAUUAGAGCAGGGGAUAUGUUUCUUUCUUCCACUGCUGUUGUAAUGGCUGAAGUUGUGAAAUUGAUUACUUGUCUUGUGUUAGUAUAUGUUGAAGAAGGAAACUUUGAGAAAUUUUACAAAGCAUUACAUACGACAAUUGUGAAGCAACCUAUUGACACUUUGAAAGUCUGUGUGCCAUCUCUCCUAUAUAUUAUUCAAAACAAUUUGCUUUAUGUUUCUGCAUCCAACUUGGAUGCAGCCACGUAUCAGGUUACAUACCAGUUGAAAAUUUUAACAACGGCCAUUUUCGCAGUGACGAUAUUACGCAAGCCUUUACAUCCCACUCAAUGGGGUGCUCUAGUGUUCUUGCUCAUUGGAGUUAUCUUGGUACAACUGGCACAAACUGUAAAGACCUCUUUACCCUCGGGCAUCGAACAAAACCAUUGGUUAGGCUUCUCUGCGGCUUUAAGCGCGUGUUUCAUAUCCGGUUUUGCAGGAAUUUACUUUGAAAAGAUACUCAAAGGUUCUGAUAUUUCAGUAUGGAUGCGGAACGUGCAAUUAAGCGUUUUGUCUAUACCAUUCGGUUUGGGCACAUGUUUCCUACACGAUAGUAAUAUCAUACGCAAGCAGGGUUUCUUUUUCGGUUAUGAUCUAUUCAUUUGUUAUCUGGUAGUUCUGCAAGCGGGCGGUGGACUGAUCGUAGCAAUGGUAGUUAAAUAUGCCGACAACAUACUGAAAGGAUUUGCCACAUCUUUGGCUAUCAUAAUUUCCUGUAUAGCUUCCAUUUAUCUGUUUGAUUUUCACUUGUCAUUUCAGUUUACUGUGGGAGCAUUCCUCGUUAUUUGCUCUAUUUUCCUUUAUGCUCAUCAGCCGAAAAUUGUAUCUCAGGAUAAGCAUACAUCUGCUGAAAAAGUCUGAUAAUAGUGAAAAUAUACAAAAGUAUUCUAAGCGAA